Messenger RNA from Sinocyclocheilus anshuiensis, 2638 nucleotides. It is a transcript of the gene dzank1, whose product is annotated as double zinc ribbon and ankyrin repeat domains 1. Gene Ontology annotation, molecular function: protein binding. The transcript has 21 exons. The record is from RefSeq and is a predicted model, not a curated record. Gene Ontology annotation, biological process: eye photoreceptor cell development. The coding region runs from base 104 to 2512 and encodes 802 amino acids. NCBI's taxonomy places the organism in Eukaryota, Metazoa, Chordata, Actinopteri, Cypriniformes, Cyprinidae.
AGUUGCUAUGGGAUACGUGACGAGUCAACAGCGCGUCCAGCUGGGUGUUGAGUGUCUCAUUUCAGCGUCGUUGGAUACAGAGUUGUGUUAGGAAAUAUCGUUUAUGUUUCAAAUUUUGAGAUACUUUAAUCUACACAAAUACUCAGGACAGCAGAGUUUAUUCAAGAGUGCAAACAUGACAGCAGGUUCAGUGGCAGCACCUCAAAUAAUUCCCAUUCGCAUGCCGCCUCCAGGCAAAGCCAAGCAUGAGAUUGACUCCUGCACCGCUGUCGAGAUCAAAUCCGAAUCCUCAGAUGUGAGUGUCCUGUACACGCUGGACGGCAGUAAGCCGGAGAUGAUGAAGAGGCCGGGUUUUGGUGACCGCACUCUGAAGUACACUGAAGCUAUUCGCUUACCUGUGGGGAAAGUGUCUGUGAGAGCCAUGGCUGUCAGCACCGAUGGCCGUCAGAGUGCAGUCGUCACCAAGGUUUUCAUAGUGGCGCCGUCUCCUUCAGAUGAGCAGGAUCUGACUCCAGGCCAUGAGGAUGACAAUUUGAUGAAUGGCAGACCAAUCAAUGGCAAGGAUGAUUCAUUAAUGAAUUUGAAGGGGAGUGAAAAUGGAGCUGGCGUUUCCUCUAUUAAAAGUUUAGAUAUUCCCAGUAGUGAAUCUCGCAGAGCUUUGAAAGGCCCUCGGUUUCUUUCACAACGUCUCGGCCCCGGUUCAUCUACACGGCUGACGGUGCAAAACACGCAAGUAACGAACCGGAGCGCAGAUGGAGAAAGCCUCUUAAAAAACCUGACGAGCACUCAGAUAUCACGGGUCCAGAGAGAGACCGAUUUCCUUAGAUGUCCAAAGUGCCUGAGUCAUCGCCCUUCGGAUCCUUUCGCCCGGUUCUGCCUGCACUGUGGAGCACCAGUGCCUCCAAUACCUGGUCAAAGACUGCCCCCUACUGAAGGAGGACAGAUGGGUCUAUGUGUGCAUUGUAAAACCAUGGUGCCGCUCAAUACAGCCACAUGUGUGGUGUGUGAGUCUCCACUGACUCAACAACUACAGCCGCAGGCUAGUCUGAGACUACAGGAUAAGCUCAUCUGUCACUCUUGUGGGACGGGAAACCCUGCUCAUAUCACACACUGUGUCACUUGUGAAUCCCAGCUGCUUCAGCAAACCACACCGGUUUUGAGCGGACAGAGAGCUGCACCUGUACCCAGCUCACAAGGCAAAAUGGUCUCCUGCUCCAAGUGCAAUAGAGUCAACCACUCGGAUGCUCGAUUCUGCGACUGGUGUGGGGCAAAGCCCGGCCACAAAGCCAGCUCUGUGACUUGUUCUCAGUGUGGAGCUAGCAGCCAUCCUUAUGCUAAUUACUGUGGUGGCUGUGGUGUCUUCCUGGAUGGCCCACCCAGGACGCCCUCACACGUAAACCAGGGACAGGAUGCACAGGAAGCUGAUCAGUCUUCAGCCACCUGGCAGGCAGUUCCUGCACCUGAAUCAACAACUGUGCCGCCAGCUGCGGGUUUGCGCAUGUGCGCAGAUGCCCAGACGCAGACGGUGGGUCUGUUUUUCCCAUCCAGCUCUGAGCUGAAAAAACGGAGCCAACAGAGGGAGGCGGAGCUUAGCAGACAGGAGCAGAUGAGUGACAGGAAGCCCCUCCUCACUGCCGUUAGUCCAGGCCGAGGAUACUGGAGGAAGCAGCUGGAUCACAUUUGCGCUCAUCUGCGCAGUUACACUCAGAAUAAUACUGAGUUCAGAGCUCUGAUAGGAGAACCUCGGCUGGGCAGAGUAAGACCACUUUCCAGAGCACUAAAAAUUAUAAUUAUGAUAUCUGCUGUCAUUCAGGAGGAUAGCUAUGAAGUCAGUCUGCGCAUCAACUUCAUCUCUGCCUCACCGGAGGGAUCCAGGUCGUCUUCUGCAGGCCAGCAGAGCAGAUCUGUGGCAUCAGAGAGUCAGAACCUCAGUGCUGUGACAGAAGGCAGAAAUUCAGCCAGUCUGGACAGUAACAUUAAUACAGAAGUAUCGUCAGUCAACAGAAAGAAGCAGAAAAAGAUCUGGAGCUCAGACACGACAGAAAAGCAGCCGGAGUCCAAAGACAGCCUGCUCCUUAAGGAGGUGGGGCCUGAGGGGCGGGGCCAGAUCUCAGCGGUGCAGCAGCUAUUGGAUGAGGGUGCUGACCCAGCAUGUUUGGGAAGUGAUGGGCGUCCCGCUCUGGUCGCUGCCGCGCUAAACGGGCAUCAUGAUGUCAUUCCUGUGCUGGUGCAGAGAGAAGCUGAUGUUAACCAGGCUUCUGGACCGUUGAAUAAUACGGCGCUGCAUGAGGCAGCAGCUCUGGGAAACCAAGGUCUGAGGAGCGUUGAGAUACUCCUGGGGUGUAAUGCAAGUAUCAGAAAGCAGAACAAUCGGGGCCAGACAGCGUAUGAUAUUGCCGUGGCCGCCGGGAGCAGUUCUGCGGUCUCUCUGAUGGCAGCUCACAUGGGGCAGGAACUGCUACAGCACCACACCAAGGCCAGGAGCCCAUCUGGACUGGAUACAUUCUCUUGAGACAAUCCACUUCUCAACCAAACCAAAUCUCAUCAGUGUCACUACAUGUAAUACUUGGAAGAUUUGUUUAGGCCCUCCAUCUCACCAGCAAAACUGACAUAUUCAAGUGAAAUUAUUGCUUAUUAA